Orbicella faveolata is the source of this 1038-nucleotide messenger RNA. RefSeq lists its product as uncharacterized. Gene Ontology annotation, molecular function: protein binding; beta-N-acetylhexosaminidase activity. Gene Ontology annotation, biological process: carbohydrate metabolic process. Lineage: Eukaryota; Metazoa; Cnidaria; Anthozoa; Scleractinia; Merulinidae. The record is from RefSeq and is a predicted model, not a curated record.
GGGGAUUCAAAGUAAUGCAGAUCAACCCGGCGGCCAACAGGGCCUUCUUCAGAGCUCAAAAUAAUUAACAUAUCUCUUGACUGGGGAAAGUUUUUUGGACCCAGUUAUUGACGAGAUAUGUCUGUUUACUAAGACCUAUUUUAGUCCUUUUACGAGAUUGUACUAAGUAACACCUUUUGUCCUCUUUUAGUCGUCUGUGAAGACAUCCCUCCCCGACGUUUUAAGUCAACACGUGUUUAUGGAUACUUCCGGGACAUUUGGUCAAGCUCUGAUGGACCUGGGUACAACACACUCGAUUUUACUCAGUGAUGACGCCAUAGAGUCACUUGUCACCGCUGACAACAGAAGAGUUCACCCGGUCGCGCAUUCUCCGGGCAGCAAGCUGCUGUGGCGAAUUUUAGAGACUGAAGGCUCAUGCAGUAUUGACAAAGUUACUUCGGAUAGUUUGCAGAGGGCUGUGCGACAAAUAAGACAGUGCCACAAGACGUUUAUAGCCGCUGACCUUAAAUGCAAACAGAAAACUGAUAUUUUAAAGGAACUUGAUGUAUUGGUAGAAAUACUACUAUUCACAACCAGGUAAUGGAUGUCAUUUUGUGUCAUGUUUGCGAUGUUUUCUCCUUUUGUUUUCUUCUUCAAGCUUAACUUGCUGUCUGGAAGACUUGCCCACAUAUCGAACUGCAUAAGCGGAGCUCUGAGCGAGAAAUAUGUCCGCUUCGUUCAAAACCCGAGAACGAAGAGCGCAAGGAGGAGAAAUAAUUGCAAGCUCGAGCUUCUCGCCUGGACUACUUUCAACCACAAAGGACUAAGAAAGUGUAGUAACGACUGUUUGGGAGUCGAGACCUCAACAAUGCAACAUCAUGUCGCGGGAAAUCUGACACUUAUCAUGUUAACUCUACUCCAACACCUCUGAGACUCUGGUUGAGGCAGGAGGAAGCUAUCAAAAACCUGCCAGACCUUUCUCUCUGUUAGUCGAACUCUGCUUGCUGGGGACUUUUUGCGUUUUAUAACUUAAAGAGAAUAAUAUUUUCCGUUGAUAUC